GAGAGAGAGAGAGAGAGAGGAGAGAGAGAGAGAGGGGGGGGGGGGGGGGGAGCGCUCUUAGAAACAGAAAGGUACACAGAAGAGAGUGGACGACAGAAGCUAAGAGAAGCAGAAAGAGGACGGUGGCUCCAAGCAUCUCCUGCGCACCUUUUCAUUGCUGCACGCUCACGGAUCAUAAAAGUCUCCACUUUACUUUAUCUUCCUCGAGUUUGCUUCAUAGAGAGAUUACAACUUUUAUAAAAGAGGCUUUUUGUUCUUUUUUUUUUAGUUCAGAGAGACGCGAUUCCUGGAAGACUUUUCGUUAAUUCCCCCCCCCCCCAAACCAAGUAUUUCCAUCCCUGCGAGAAGUUUUAAAAAGUAAAGCCCUUGUUUGUUCCAGGGCUCGGCUUCACUUUUUCCACGUGUCCCACGGUGUCACAGCUUCUGACAUAAACGUGUCACCUUGAGAUAUUUUUUUGCCUGCCUUCAAAUUUCAGACUUUAAAAAACAACAACUUUAUUUUAAGUCACUGACCCACAAACGAGACCAAAGAUGAGAUUUCAAACAUCAGGACAGUCCCCAGUCUUGAGUGAUUGUUGUUCUAAAUGCUUAAAUCACUAAAACAAAGUGAGUUUUAAUGGUUUUAUUUUUUCACUUUACAAGCUGAGUUGUGAUACUGAAGAUCCGGGGGGCGCCUGGCUCACCUGUCGCAUCUCCUCCACUCCGCGGAAACUUUGACUUGCACUUUUGUUUUACGCACAGAAACGCCACUUGUGACUAUUUCAAGAGAGAGAUCCUCACUAUCUGAAAGAAAAAAAUCGGACUCCACACAGUUCAUUCAUUCUGACAACACAACCGCCUCGGCUUUGGCGUGCGUAAAGGAGCAUUGCGCUUUUUACGCAGACCGAACUUGAAAAUCAAACUUUUGAAAUUACCCGGAGGAUCCAGAUCUACAGAUUUUUUGUCACGAAUUCAAAGAUUAAAGACACUCCCGCUGUGCCCAAGAGAGACUACCGGGAUUUUCAUCACCAUGCUGUUCGACACUUUCGACCUCAUCUCGGCUCUGGCCACCCUGGCCGCCUGCCUGGUGUCCAUGGUCCUGCUCCUCGCCGUCUCCCAGCAGCUGUGGCAGCUCAGAUGGACGGCCACGCGGGAUAAAAACUGCAAGCUGCCCAUGCCCAAAGGAUCCAUGGGCUUCCCUUUCAUCGGCGAGACCUGCCACUGGCUCCUGCAGGGCUCGGGCUUCCAUGCAUCGCGGAGGCAGAAGUACGGCAACGUGUUCAAGACCCACCUGCUUGGCCGCCCUCUGAUCCGCGUGACAGGCGCAGAGAACGUGCGCAAAGUGCUGAUGGGCGAGCACACGCUGGUGACGGUAGACUGGCCUCAGAGCACCGCCACGCUGCUGGGACCCAACUCACUGGCCAACAGCAUCGGAGACAUCCACCGCAAGAGGAGAAAGGUGUUUGCCAAAGUGUUCAGCCACGAGGCCUUGGAGUCCUACCUCCCGAAGAUCCAGCAGGUCAUCCAGGAGAGCCUCCGAGUAUGGAGCUCCAACCCUGAGCCCAUCAACGUCUACAGGGAGAGCCAGAAGUUGUCGUUCACCAUGGCUGUGAGGGUGCUGCUGGGAUUCAGGGUGUCAGAGGAGGAGAUGAGGCAUCUGUUCUCCACCUUCCAGGACUUUGUGGACAACCUAUUCAGUCUGCCUAUAGACCUGCCGUUUAGUGGCUACAGGAAGGGUAUCCGUGCACGAGACACCCUGCAGAAAAGCAUAGAGAAAGCCAUCAGGGAGAAGCCGUGUUCCCAGGGGAAGGAUUACAGCGACGCGCUGGACGUCCUGAUGGAGAGUGCCAAAGAGAACGGCACCGAGCUCACCAUGCAGGAACUGAAGGAGUCGACGAUCGAGCUGAUCUUCGCUGCCUUCGCCACCACGGCCAGUUCGAGCACCUCGCUCAUCACGCAGCUCCUUCGCCACCCUGCCGUGCUGGAGCGCCUGAGGGAGGAGCUGAGAGCCAGGGGUCUCCUCCACAAUGGCUGCCUUAUACCGGGAGAGCUGAGGCUGGACACCAUUGUGAGCCUUAAGUACCUGGACUGUGUCAUCAAGGAGGUGCUGAGACUCUUUACGCCCGUCUCAGGGGCCUACCGAACCGCCAUGCAGACUUUCGAACUUGACGGAGUUCAGAUUCCAAAGGGCUGGAGUGUGAUGUACAGCAUUCGGGACACCCACGACACCUCCGCUGUCUUUAAAGAUGUGGAUGCCUUUGACCCUGACCGCUUUAGUCAGGAGCGGGGAGAAGACAAAGAGGGACGCUUCCACUAUCUGCCUUUCGGCGGUGGUGUCCGGUCCUGCCUGGGCAAGCAGCUCGCCACCCUCUUCCUUCGCAUCCUGGCUAUUGAGCUGGCCAGCACCAGCCGCUUUGAGCUGGCAACCCGGCAGUUCCCCCGAGUUGUCACGGUACCCGUGGUCCACCCUGUCGACGGGCUGAAAGUCAAGUUCUACGGCUUGGACUCCAACCAGAACGAGAUCAUGGCCAAGUCGGAAGAGCUGCUGGGAGCGACUGUUUGAAGGGCAAAGAGUUGUUGAGUGGGGGGGGGGGGGGGGGGGGGGGGGGAGUGAUUGUAGAAGUCUUUCGGGAGAAGAUUGAAGAAAGGACAGAAAGAAUUUCAGAGUUAUUUUUUCUUCUCCAUCUUUGCUCUGCCAAGUUGGAGGUUCCUUUUCAGACUAAAAGAAAAGCAGAAGUCUUCGCCUCUUGUUAUGAUCGGGACUUUUCUCUGAAAAAAGGAAGACGCUGCCAAAAAAGUUCUUAAUUUUGCUCUAUUCUGUGUAUUUUUUAAGGAAAUAUACAAACAAAUGUAUGUACAAAAAAGCUAUGUAAUAUAAUUUGAAAGAGAAUGUGGGUAGUGCACAAUGGGAGAAAGAGAAGUAUGGUGGUACUUUUGGUGAAAUGAAGGGUUGAAUUUGGAAAAGUAAAAGUAAAGACGGUUGCGGAAGGAAGGCGAGCUGGAUGAAACAGGGUAUAGGAUGAAAGAGUAUGAUAAUUUAGCAUUUUGCUGCUUGUGCUUAAUCAAAUGCAGUGAACCGUUUCAGUUGUCUAGCAGGGUAAAAGAGAUGGAUACAAAGACUUAAGAGUUCCAGAUCUUCUGGUCAAAUAUGGUAAAUUGAGUUCAUCAAGGCUUCAUCCAGAUUCAACUCAUGUUUUCUGCUUAUUUGAGAAAGAUUUGAAAGAAUGACAAGCAUCAGUGGUGGGAUUGUGUUUUCCAUCAAGAUUCAAACUGUCUACUGGCUUACAGAUGCAGUCAAAGGGAUCAUAGCACAUUGCGGAGCAGGUUGCGGCACGAGUACACUGUGUUGCUGAGCUUGUAAGAUUGGCGCUGCACCGUUACUUCGAACCAACUACAUCAUGAUGCAGUAAAUAUUUUGAACUUCCAACAUUUGUACCGCUAAUUAUGGUCAAACAUCAAUUCAGGCAGUGAAGGAAUGGGCUUAGAAAUGAGCGGGAAGAUAUUCUGGCUGCAUAUUUUAAUGGGUGGAACACAACAUUUUGAAUGAAUGUAAAUGGACAAUUUGUUCAAGUCUUCUUUUCUAGCCGUUUUCUUCACAAAGCUGCCGCUACAUUUUGUGAUCCUUAUUGAUUUUUCCAUACCAUUUCCAUGCAAGCAUUGUACAGGAGAACAAGCUUCAGUUCUCAAAUGACCAACAUUACAACAAAAACAACCGCUACCCACUAGUUGCCCAUUAGCAUUGACUCUAAAUGUUGCCCAUACUGUACAUAGGCCUACAGCAUAUCACAGUAAGCUUGGUGAUGUGUGAUCUCAGGUGCAGAGUAGACAUUGUGGUGAAUAAUGAAAAAGCCUUUUGCUUUUUGAUAUAUAACCUUGACUGACUGCACAUAAAUAAUGUCUCUUACUCACUGUUGUAGUUUCAGAGCUGGACCAAUUCCUUUUUGAAAAGAUUUAAAUUACUUUGCCUUCCUUCCACUUAUCCACAUAAACUAAAACAUUUCAAGGGUUUCCAAAAACGCUUGCUCUCACUUGAGACACACCCCUAUGCAACCAUUUUGAAUCCCCCCCAGAAGAAAGCAAUUUUGAUGUUGCAAGCAGAAUCAAGCAACAUGAACCUGCAAUUGGCAACACACAAGAUAAAAGUAACAAAGUCAAUGAGUAAUGAGGUCCAGAUCUGCUUUCUAAACUAUCUGAACCUGUGCUUUGAUACAUCAACUACAGUUUUAAGUUGCAUUGAGAUUGUACUGUCUCGGACGGCAAUUAUAUCCAGCAACUAGGAUCCGAUUAAGAACUCGUGAAGCGGCGAGCCUUCCUGAAGCUGGAGGGGGACAGGGGUCAGAGGGAUAAGGUGGAAAUGGAGAGGAGAAGACCCACAUACAUGCUGCUUGAGGGUUGCUUUGUCAUUCUGUGUCUGUUUAUGUGUGUGCUGUUUUUAUUUGUGCUGUCUCCUUUGGGGCAGCCAUUUUGAGUUGUGUGGAGAAGGUGACAUUUUUUCUUGCUGCUCCUCCAAUCAACGCUAAGAAUGCAAAAACAGAAAUUCCAUGGUGUAAGCAACUUUAUUAGCUAUAAGAGAUUUAUUGUUUGAGGUGAUUGCACAAUCAGAACUCUCAGAGCUUUGUGUCUUCCAUGAUUAGAGAGGAAAGUUUCUACAACGGAACUCUGGGACAUUCUAGCGGAACUCUUGGACGUCUUAAAAUCCCCGGAGAGGGUUCUAAAUUCCAUUCCGAAGCUUAAGCGAGAAGGACCAAUGAGGUUUCAGGGGAGGGCAGGGUUGCGCUCUGAGGGCUUUUCUUAUUGGAAGAUCCUGUUGUCCAAUAGCAUUACAGAUGGAUUCUGCCAGUGCUAGACAUUGUUCACUCUCUCUACCAACCACACCACUGAUUUCUUCAUGAUAAAAAAUUAUAUGAAAAUGGAUUUUUUUUGCUGCUUUUCUUGUGUACAUUUUCUAAUUGAGAGUUCUAGAUUGCAAUAGUUUGUAUCGAGUGAGAUUUGCUAUUUCUUCCCCUUUAUAUAUAUAUAUAUAUAUAUAUAUAUAUAUAUAUAUAUAUAUAAAAUUUAGCUAAUUAAAAUAUUUGCAUUUUGUGAAAGCAAAAAGAGCAUUCAUAGAUUAUAGUGUACAUUCAUUUGUACAAUAUUAAUUUCUUUAGCAAGCCAUGGGAAAAAGCAGCUAUUUACGUCUACUAAUAACCUAAUAUUAAUGUUAUUGUACUAUUAAUAUUGUUAUAAAAUAUUUGAAAUGCUAAUUUUUAUUCUAUUACAGAUUUAGAAGUUUUAGCCUGAAUGGGAAGGUCUUUGGUAAAUAUUGGAUGUAUUUAGAAUAUUAUGAAUUUCAGUUAUAUUGUAAACAGUGUGUAAAAUGUUAAUAUUGUUGAUUUGAUGUAAUAAAUAUUAUUUGUUUUGUUAUUCAGA
Messenger RNA from Etheostoma spectabile (orangethroat darter), 5388 nucleotides. RefSeq names its product cytochrome P450, family 26, subfamily b, polypeptide 1 (gene cyp26b1). The record is from RefSeq and is a predicted model, not a curated record. The transcript has 7 exons. Lineage: Eukaryota; Metazoa; Chordata; Actinopteri; Perciformes; Percidae. Gene Ontology annotation, biological process: sterol metabolic process. Bases 1010 to 2542 code for a protein of 510 amino acids. Gene Ontology annotation, molecular function: iron ion binding; oxidoreductase activity, acting on paired donors, with incorporation or reduction of molecular oxygen; heme binding.